Molecule: messenger RNA, 13096 nt
Organism: Oenanthe melanoleuca
Lineage: Eukaryota; Metazoa; Chordata; Aves; Passeriformes; Muscicapidae
Gene: PRDM10
Product: PR/SET domain 10
Exons: 22
Coding region: 6596-10039 (1147 amino acids)
Cellular component (GO): nucleus
Molecular function (GO): protein binding
Source: RefSeq, a predicted model, not a curated record
CCGCUGGGCGCUCUUACGGGGGGCUGAUGGCGCCGCUGCCCUCAGGCGGGGGCGGAUGGGGGGCGCGGCGGCGGGAAGCGGGCGGUGUGAGUGGGGGCGACGCUCACGCCUGCUGAUUGGCCGCGUGCCUCGCGCCCCUGCCUCCUAUUGGCCUAAUUAGGGGAGGGGGUGUCUCACCCCGUCUUCGGAUUGGCUGUAAUGGCCGUGGAGACUGUAUUGGGGGGAUUGGUGGGGGUCCCCCAGUCCGCCCUGUGAGGGGCAGUGGUGGGGUGUGUUUGCGGGUCCUACUCUCACGAGGUUCUCUUGCUCCAGGGGGCCCAGUGGACAUCAGUGUGUCCCCAGCAGGGCGAGGUUCCUGGCUGGGUGGCUCUGAGACUUGGUGUGGAGGGAAGUUAGGCCCUUCCCCAUUGCCCUAGGAUGGUUCUAUUCAUGAAGUUCCUGGUCUAAGUAGCAGCAGUUGCUGCAGGUGGAAGCUGUGGGGUUCACUGUUCUCCUGACAGUGGUCUUGCUGCCAGAAACUCUUUUCCUGUGGUCUUGGGUAUGGUUUUAGCAAGUGGAUACUUUAUCUUGCAGCUCUCUUGCUCUGUGGGUGUUGGUGUUGAUUUGUCGUGUUUGCCUUCCUGUGCCCCAGUUCCAUUAGAAGUGAGUUGAUGUGAGUUUGUUAAAUGGUUAAGUUGGAAUGGAAGAAUAACGUCCUGAUGCUGUGCCUGUCAAAAUUACUCAUCCUAAGGGGGUAAUUCACCUUUUUUAGGGGUAUUUUCCGGUAUGAGAGCUAUGUGUGGUCACCUUUCAUCUCUCAGCUGUAUAUUGCAGAGCCUCAGGAGGGCUCUUACAGGGUCCCUAAAUUAGAAUUUUAAUGUGGUUUAGGCUGCUGACAGUAUUCAUCGUCCUGACAGUGAAAUGAAGGGUCAGGAUUUGUGAUGCACUUUUUGGUACCUCGGCAUCAACCUGUCUAGUGCAUCACUAUAUAUUUAUGGUUCUUACAGACCUUUAAAGAAUUGUCAAAUGCAAAGCUGGGUGUGUAAAAUGCCUAUCAAUGUUUCCCUGUGAGUUUCAAUGGGAGUAAAGACUAUACUGAACUUUUGCUUUCUUCUGUCAGAUUUUUCAUAAUUCAGGUUUUUUUUCUUGUAGUUCAGUUAGAAGAUGAGAUGCUAAUGAAUCACCAACUGAUUUUACAAGAGGAUUCUUUGCAUCUUUUGUGGACACAAUAAAAUAAUUGGUAGUCUUGACCCUUCUAAUGCCUUCAUUUCUAGGAAAAGUAAUGCAGGAGCAUGUAUUCUCUAGUCUGUCCUUAAAUGGAAAAUUUCUCUCUGAAAUUGUGAAGGUUUUUGGCACUUUUCUACAUGGAUGCUUCUCUUGUGUGAAAACAGACAGCUUUAUUACCUUGUUUAUAGGAUGAGAUAUCGGUGUAAUUGUUAUUAUCUGAUAGAAUAAUUGACAAUUUGAUUUUAGAGAGAAACGGGUCUAUAGUAUUUUCUGCUCUCCUCUGGCACCCUUAGUUCUACCAUUUGCAGAAAAUCCCUGGAUGAGCUCUCCUGGGGUAAAUUGCUCUGCAGUGAGCAGCCACUUCCAGUGUGUUCCUGACCACUUGCAGCUGCUGGCAGCUGUGUACACUGAAUUCUAAUUCUAAGUGUAUUAAGGGGGCUGGUUUUGUAUGGUGAAUUUUGUUUGGGCUUGAACGUGAGAUUGGGUCUAUUUGUCACUUUUAAAACAUGCAGUUGUAUCGUUGCCCUGAAAUGGCUCUAUACGUCAGUCUCCACCUGUUUGAAGGUGCAGAUAGUCCGUUUGUUCUCUGGGGUAGUGCAGAGCAGCAGCUAUUCUGAAGGAGCCAUCUCAGGUAUGUGUUUUUAUGUGCAGAAACAAGGUAGUUUUGUUUUUUUGAAUUUUAUGACAGGUGAUUUAAAUUCAGAGGAAAGGUGUGGGGGUGGGUGAGGGAGAAAGGAAGCAGCACUACCUGCAUGUAGGAGGGGAAGAAUCCCCUCCAACUGACAGUUCUUUUGGGAAGAGUUUACUGGAGGAGGAGAAGGGAUGGGAGACAAAAAAAUGGCAGGAAGAAGCUGGAAGGGAAUGGUUUGUUUUCUUUCAGUUACCCCUAACAGAGCCAUUUUGACGAUUAUGUGGGCAGAACUGUAGAAGACACUGAUACAGACACUUACUUUCCUUUUGUGUCAUCCUGUACUUUAAAUGCAUGUGUUCCCUGCUUCCUUGCUUUAUCAGAUUCCUCUCUCUGUGGUUUAUAAACCAUAUCCUUUAGGAAGGCAGGGUUACUGCCUCGAGCAGCUGGAGCCCAAGAACUGCAGUAUGUGAUUCAACAGCCCAUGAUAUCACGGGGACCUCAGAGGAUGAAACAUUGGGACGACAACAACAUGAGGAAUGUGGCCAUAGAUUAAGGAAGCUGAGAGUGGGAGGAAGAAGUCAGUUGCUGGAGUGGAUAUUUAGAUGUUGAGCAAAUGGGAAGAGAGGCAACUAAAGAAGAGAUUUGCAUAUGUAGAAGGUAAUGAAGUUGAAUCUUUGUCCACUGAGAGAGAGGACAAUGUGAGAAACAUUUUAUUAUACAAGAAUUAAGACUCAAGAGAGAUGUCCUUGGAGCAUCUCUCAGUAGGUGUCUAAACCCAGCCUAGGUAGUCUGUAGGAGGAUGUUAACCUGUGCUCAGGCUGGAUUCUCUCCUGUAUUCUGUGGUAGAAAUGGAUUUUCAGCUAAUGGAUUUUACCUGGUAAGUUGUGAGAGAAUAGUUACAUCAGAGUGUUGUACUGUCACCUUUAAUGCCUGCGCACUAUCCCUUUAGGAUAAGGACUGUAACGUGAUGGGCACAGCAGCAGAGGACUGGCCUUUGUCUAAGAGAUCUCUUCCAGCUUGUUGCUUUGAUGAUGUAUGUGCCAUAAGGAUAUGGGUAUACAUUCAUUAUGCACAAUGGCAGUGAAGAGUGAGUUGGUGUUUGGCUGAGCUCUUCUAUUAAUUAUACAAGAAAAUAAAUUGAAGCCAUUUUUCCCUUUGUGGAAAUAAGUAAUUCUUGCUGUCCCAGCCCUAGUAUGAUUCCCAUUUUUAACUCACCAGUAAAACAUAAAUAUUGUGCUUUUACAUCACCUGAUUGAUAACAUUCACGCAAAAUGCACCAGGGCCAGAGUUCCUUGAAACAGUACGUGCCUGUGAUGGAUGGGAAUGCAGAGGAGGUGACGACAGUCCUGAGUCAGUCCUCUAUGAGGUUAGAAACCUUCUUGCUGCUAUGAAAGCAUGUUCCUACUAAAGGAUCUCAGGAAAUGCAUUGGCUCUGCCUUCUAACUGGCAUAAUUAACUUUGUGUGGGAUAAAGCUUUUUGCAGGCACGUAUGAUGUUCCUUUUGAGCAUAAUAAAUUAUUUUCAUAUUAAAAGCUAGAGGAAGACUGAGAGUUGUAAAACCUAUUUUGUACCAAUCUUACUGCACUUGCACAUGGCUAGGGUGACACACACUUGUCAGUGAGCUCAGUCAUGGGAGGAUUAAGCCAAUAGUCCCUGCUGUUAUUGCUGCAGGGAACCUCAGGCUGUGCAAGGCUCUUUUACACUGGGGAGUAGAUCACAUUAGCUGGUUUAUGCACCAUUAUUGCAAAGUGGGUUCUCGUUUUGAGGUACUGAGUGGCUUUAUUGCUCUCUGAGCAGGGAUGUGGUCUUUUCCCCUUGCUCAGUUUUAAUAUUACCUUUUCUCAUCCUGGAGAAGGGACAAAAAUGAGUGUUUGGCAGCCACUGGCUUGGAUUUUUCAGCAGAAUGCCCUUAGUGAGCCUCACAGAGGUUGCUGCAGAUGAAGUCCCCAGAGAGUUUGUCUCUGCAUUUUCUUGUGCAGUCGCAGCAUUGAAAGAAAUUGUCAUUCUUUUAUAGCAGGUUUGCCAAGAACAUAUGGUUAUUGUUGAUUUUAAUUUUUUUUUGGUGGUGCUUUUUUCUGACUUUCAGAGCUUACCUUUGAAGCCCUAGGUGAGUUCAUUGAAUUUAACUGGUAUUUAAAACACUUAGACACCAAACACAAACCAGCAGUGACUUUGCUCUAAGUGGUUUUCUCUUACAGCACCGUUCACUCCUGAGUCUUUGUGGGGGGAUCAUGGAUGCACCUGUGAGGGUCCCCACAUGGACCUCUGGUGGCUUAGGGUGUCUAAUGCUGAGGCAGCAAAGUUAGCAAGGGGCAUUGCAGUUGGAUAGGCAAUGAGGCACUUUGCCCAUUUGAUUUACUAUCCUCUGGAGCUGGAUGCAGUGCACGGGGAAGCUGCUGAUUUAAUAAAACGGCUCCAGAGAAAGCACCAUCCCACAGAACAGGAAGGAGGAGUUGGAGGGUGUUGCAGAGGUCAAAAGGAGGUUUUAAGUAAGAUUUAAAAGAAAAAAAAAUUGUCAGACAGUGACACCAAGGUGCUUUCCAGGUAUCAGAAGUUUUGUCAUUAAUUACAUUUUCUGGAUUGGAUGUAAAAUGCAAAAACUAAAGAGAGAUUGCUGUAGGUCUGUGACAGCAGUAGGUUCCAGAAGGUGUUAAGAAAAGGAAGGUGAAUGUGAAUGGUGCUCUGAGACAAACCUGUGUUGUCCUGAAGGGAUGGUUAAUUUACUUGCACAGCUCAGAAUGAGCUAAUGUUCCACUAUAGGAGAUAUUUCAAAGUCACAGGAGCUGUGUGGUUUUAGAUCAUGUUGUGUUGUGAUUUGUACAAUGUAUAGUGUCAGACAGUCACUGCUUCACCACUGCCAUACUAGAGUGGUACUGGACUGUAUUUGUACUCUCUAGUUAUGCCUGUUAAUGUUUCAGCUUGUGUCAUCACCUGGCGUGGACAGGGUGAGGCAUGCCUGUUGUUUGGGGAAGAAAAUGCUGUGUCUGCACUUACUGUAAAUGCUUUAACAUCUCCCACUGGCAGUGCUUCUUGCUCGUGUUUGUGAUGCUCAUUGUGUUGUAUGAAAGCAUUGGGGUGCUGGCAGAAUUUCAGGUGACUGUUGGGUGAUAUGUCAAAAUUGACUAAUCUUUCAACUUCCAGAAAAGUGAAAUUUCAUCAUCUUCAAGUUACUGAAGUACUUACUAUGAGUAUACAAAAAAAAAAAAAAAACGAUAUAUUGAAUAAUAUUUGAGCCAGGCCUCUUAUAUUUUAUAGUGGAGAGAAUAUAGUUGUGACAAACAUAACACGUAAAUUUGACAUAAGUUUAAGCAAGCUGUUUGGAUUAUUGUUUUACUAAACAUCUACAUGCAUUUUUAUUACAAAAUAUAGCCUACUUUCUUCAUAUUGAGGAAAAACUGAGUUUAUCCUAUUCCAAUGCCUUUUAUAUUUAGUUACGCUUUUUUCUUUUAGGAUUUAUGCAAUUGAGUUUCAAUUUCUGUUACACUGAUUUUUAUGGUAAUCACUUGGACAUAGCAGAGCUUCUCAUUGAGGUGCAUGUCUUGGUGUUUAUUUAGCUUGUCUGAAAAUGUGUGAUGUGUACAAUAUGGUGAGAAAAAUCAACAGUUGCAAAGGAUAAUCCAUGGACAAAUAGUGUGGAGAGCAAGCAGAGAGUGCUCCCUGCAUGCCAGUGAUUCGGCAGUGCUUAUGUCCGAAGUUUCACGUUUAUUUCUGCUAAAAAACUACCAAAGCUGAGAGAAGACCACAGGGAAAUGGUUAAAAGUUCAAGACACUGUGGCUGUCAGGGUUGAAAUGGGUAUUGAGAGUGGGAUCUAGGGAAGGAAAUAAGAUUGUGUGGGAUUAGUGAGAAGCAGCAUCCCAUGGAGGACCAGUGAGCAAAGUUAGCUUGAUCUUCUUGUCAUCAGUGUCAGAAAAUUCGCUCAGGUGUUGGUGUUUUGUGGCAGUUCUAUUGUCAGUGGCUUUGGAUAAGAUUUUUGCACCUUCUGGCCUUGACUGCACGACUUUUUUGUUUCACAGCUGAAUUUCAGCACUUGCUCCUGCCUCCCACCUUCUUUAUUGCUCAUUCCUGGGACCUCUCUGAGAUGUGGCCUGUCUUUGCUCUCAGCACAUCUGUUAUUCCAGGGAAAUGGGCUUUUUGUGAUUCCAUUUUCCAGGGAAAGUGUGUUUUCAUGAUUACCAACAUACUGAUGAAAUGCAUACCGAGAGGUAGAUACUAGAAUGAAUUUGGAAGCACAGAAGUUGAAAGCAUCAGCAAAUCCUGCAGUUCCUACUAUUCUCCCUUAUUGCUGCACAGUUGGCUGGGCUGAACUGUUUAUUGUUUUCAUUUCUGUCAAGAACAGCAAUAACCGAGCUGUUUAUAGAAUCUGCAGCACUGGGCCACUGAGUUUGGCUCAGCCUUGCUUUUUUCCCACAAGAUUUUAAGUUAGUGCUAGCUUUGAGAACCAUAAAAUGACUUCUGCUUUCCUUUCCAACUUUAUGGUACUUCUUUUUUUUCAGAGAUGAAUCUUAAUAUCCAGUUUUGUCUUUUAAAGGCCCUGCCUGAACCCUUCGGUCUCCUUUGUACUCAAGUUGUAAGUUAUCUGUGCCAAAAUGACUCUGCAGGAGUGAGUCAGCAUCUUCCUUCAGACCUUCAGUGUCUGCGGGUAGGGAAGUUUUUUUUACAGCCAUGUUGCUGAAGAUCACUUUGUCUUCUGGAAGCAGAAACUCAAUGAACAGAUGAAUCCCUUCAGCCAGACAUUCCUCCAGUAGAUCUUUCCCCUCAUGGAGCACCCAGGCAGGGAGGAGAUGGACUUGAAAGAGGAAAGUCCUCAGGUGUGGACUGAGUCUGCAGCACAGGAACAGAACACUGCUCAGACUCUGUUUACAGAUCCAUCCCAAGUGGCUUACGUCCAACAGGAUGCUACCACCCAGCAGGUAACUGUGCUCUUGCCUGCUGCUGCUCAGAGCAUGAAUCCCACCAACCUGUCUGUGCUCGGCAGCAUUGCUGACCCCCCCCAGCCAGUGGCUCUGGAGCAGGGGCCACAAGCAGAUAGAGCAUCAUUACCGGUGCAUAACCAGGUGUUACCUCCCAUGGAGGCUGUGGAUGGUUCUGAUCCUUUAGCACCUCUGCAGAAUCAAAUGGAAAGGAUAGAAACAAAAGAAGAAGAUGAUGAAGAUGAAGAUGAGGAUGAAGAUGGGGAAGACACUGACAUGGAUGAAUGGGAUCCAGAUCCACCUCGUCCCUUUGAUCCCAAUGAUUUAUGGUGUGAAGAGUGUAAUAACGCACAUCCCUCAGUGUGUCCGAAACAUGGACCUUUGCAUCCCAUCCCAAACCGGCCCGUGCUGACCAGGGCGAGGGCCAGCCUUCCCCUGGUGCUCUAUAUAGACAGGUUUUUGGGAGGUGUGUUCUCCAAACGGCGUAUCCCAAAGCGUACACAGUUUGGGCCUGUGGAAGGACCCCUGGUCAGACAGACUGAGCUCAAAGACUGCUAUAUCCAUUUGAAGGUUUCUCUUGAUAAGGGUGACAGAAAAGACAGAGACUUGCAAGAGGACCUGUGGUUUGAACUUUCCAGUGAGGCUCUGUGUAACUGGAUGAUGUUUGUGCGUCCAGCUCAAAACCACCUGGAGCAGAACCUGGUGGCCUAUCAGUACGGCCACCACAUUUAUUACACCACCAUUAAAAACGUGGAGCCCAAGCAGGAACUCAAGGUGUGGUAUGCUGCCUCCUAUGCCGAGUUUGUGAACCAGAAGAUCCAUGACAUAACUGAGGAGGAAAGGAAGGUGCUCAGGGAGCAGGAAAAGAACUGGCCAUGUUACGAGUGCAAUCGGCGUUUCAUGAGCUCGGAGCAGCUCCAGCAGCACCUCAACUCCCAUGAUGAGAAGCUGGACUUCUUCAGCAGAGCCAGAGGCCGAGGUCGUGGGCGAGGAAAGAGGAGAUUUGGACCCGGCAGACGCCCCGGGCGCCCUCCCAAAUUCAUGCGCAUGGAAGUAUCCAGUGAAAAUGGUGAAAAGUGUGAAGAGGGGACACAGGACUUGCUGCAUUUUUCCAGCAAGGGGCAGUUUGAUGAGGCCGGACAAGCCCCAUUGAAUGGGCUGGAGCAGCGGGAACAGACUCCGGUGCCACCAGAGCCUCAGGCAGCACUGGAGCAGCAGGAAAACCACGUGCUCAACAUACAGCCACAGCACGAGGGGAGCACAGUGCCCACGCAGAGUACCAUGACAGCAGAUGACAUGAGGCGAGCAAAGCGCAUCAGGAAUGCAGCUCUGCAGCACCUGUUCAUCCGGAAAUCCUUCCGCCCGUUCAAAUGCCUGCAGUGCGGGAAGGCCUUCCGGGAGAAGGACAAGCUGGACCAGCACCUGCGGUUCCAUGGGCGGGAAGGGAACUGCCCUUUGACCUGUGACAUCUGCAACAAGGGCUUCAUCAACAGCGGUGCUCUCGAGAGCCACAUGAAAUUCCACAUGGACCAGAAAACAUACUCCUGCAUUUUCUGCCCCGAGUCCUUUGACCGCUUGGAUCUGCUUAAGGAUCAUGUGGCCAUCCAUGUCAAUGAUGGCUAUUUCACCUGCCCCACCUGCAAGAAACGCUUCCCAGAUUUUAUCCAGGUCAAGAAACACGUGCGCAGUUUCCAUUCUGAGAAGAUUUACCAGUGUACAGAGUGUGACAAGGCUUUCUGCCGCCCCGACAAGCUGCGACUCCACAUGCUGCGGCACUCGGACCGCAAAGACUUCCUGUGCUCCACUUGUGGCAAGCAGUUCAAGAGGAAGGACAAGCUGCGAGAGCACAUGCAGAGGAUGCACAACCCAGAGAGGGAGGCCAAGAAGGCUGAUCGGAUCAGCCGCUCCAAAACCUUCAAGCCCCGGAUCGCAUCCACUGACUAUGAGAGCUUCAUGUUCAAGUGCCGCCUCUGCAUGAUGGGCUUCCGCCGCAGGGGCAUGUUGGUGAAUCAUUUAUCAAAGAGACAUCCAGACAUGAAAAUAGAAGAGGUGCCAGAGCUCACGCUGCCCAUCAUAAAACCCAACAGAGAUUACUUCUGUCAAUACUGCGAUAAGGUGUACAAGAGUGCCAGCAAACGCAAAGCACACAUCCUGAAAAACCAUCCUGGUGCCGAGCUACCUCCAAGCAUCCGGAAACUGCGUCCUGCAGGCCCAGGAGAGCCAGAUCCCAUGCUGAGUACCCACACCCAGCUGACAGGCACCAUUGCCACCCCUCCAGUGUGCUGCCCUCACUGCUCCAAGCAAUACAGCAGUAAGACGAAGAUGGUGCAGCACAUCCGCAAGAAGCACCCAGAGUUUGCUCAGCUCCCGAACACAAUCCACGCACCGCUGGCGACGGCCGUCAUCAGUUCCACGCCAGCUGUUCUUACCACCGACAGCACAACUGGAGAAACUGUUGUGACAACAGAUUUACUGACCCAAGCAAUGACAGAGAUAUCCCAGACCCUCACUACAGACUACCGGACUCCCCAGGGAGAUUAUCAGCGCAUCCAGUACAUCCCUGUGUCUCAAUCCACAACUGGCUUGCAGCAGCCUCAGCACAUACAGCUGCAGGUUGUUCAAGUGGCCCAGGCUACCUCCCCUCACCAGUCCCAGCACUCCACAGUGGAUGUUGGGCAGCUCCAUGAUUCCCAGACUUACACCCAACAUGCCAUCCAGGUGCAGCACAUCCAGGUCACAGAGCCAUCACCAGCAACUCAGUCAUCAUCACAGGUUGGUGGUCAGCCUUUGAGUCCUUCCUCGCAACCACCUCAGCAGGAACUCAGGCCCUCACAGAUGCAGACAACUCCAUCAACACCAAACCAAGCCCUCCAGCAGCAGCAAGGCUCCUCAGUCCAGCACACAUAUCUCCCCAGCAACUGGAACUCAUUUCGAAGCUACUCAUCAGAGAUUCAGAUGAUGACCAUCCCCCAAGGGCAGUAUGUAAUCACAGAGACUGCUGUGGGUACCCCAGUCACCCCUGUCAACACAGGGCAAGUAAAAGCAGUUACUCAGACUCACUACGUGAUAUCUGAAGGUCAGCCUGAUCUGGAUGGUAAACAAAACUCCUCACUGUCCAGCGAGGUUCAGGUGGGUGUUUCCCAGCCCACAGCCCACACGGAUCCCUUGGAAUCCCAGACGAGCAGCCAGCAGCAAACCACCCAGUACAUCAUCACAACCACUACCAACGGGAGUGGCGGGAGCGAAGUGCACAUCUCCAAACCCAGGACUUUCUCAGCAGAGCAUGAGUGAAAGAGCCUCAUGGUGCCAUUUGCUUGUCCUUGUCACCUCCCUGACAGCCCAGAUGUGGGGGUACCCUGGGGCUCUAUAUGUUUUAAUGUAUAUGCUCACUUACCUUCCACUGAAAUCCUGGAGCUCUUGUUAAUGCUUUAAGAGGGUAUAAUUAACAGUGACUAUGAAAUACUCUCAAAAUCCUUCUGGGAUGCUUUUUAUGCAGCUUUUAAGAGAAAGGACAAGAAAAGUGAAACCUCUGUUGGCCCUGGACUUUAUUUUUGGCAUGUCUGCUGAUCCUUAUUUUUCCUUUUUGGAAGUGUGUCCAGCAAACAAUUUUAUUUCAACUGUAUGGGAAAAAGAAUUGCCUAAAUGAAGGCUUCCUGGCAGAUUGUUCUAUGUAUAUUUUUAAGAGGAGCCACUAAACAGGAGAACAUCAUGUAAAUUGCUAGAGUAUAGCAGAAUUGCUUCCUGUGGCUUCUAGCAACUUAGGUGAAGGGGAGUGUCCCUGCACCGUAUGAGCAGACUGCCUGCAGAAAGAAGCAGCAGCAGCCAAGUGGUGGCUCCUGAUGUCCCCUUAUGGGGAUGGAUUGAACAAUGAAGCUGUGAAGAUGUGCCGAAGCAGUCCAUUAAAUUAUUAUUUUUCCAGCCCUCCAGAAGUGUUUACAUGCUGUCUGCUCUGCCCUGUUUUACCCAGCAGUGCAGAAAGCAGGAAAAGCACAGUCUUAAACCCAUGUUGUUUGGAACAAACUGGUUGAAAUCUUAGGAGCACCUAAGGGUAGUACAGAGCCACUGUUACUUCUUUUCCCUCCACUGUUUGCAGGAAAAAUAUCUUCUUUGCCUGUAAACAAAUAAAACAAAAACAAAAAAUAAAAAAAUAGGGCUCAGCUAAACCUGCACAGCAGCUUCUGCUGUGAUCUAAGAUAGUUGUGCCAGGAGAAAACAAGGAUACAGAGCACUCCUGUGAAGGAACAGGGUCAUUAUCUCUGUGGCCACCUCAAAGUAAACAUAUUUCUCCUUUUCAAGACUAGAUGGAGAGUUGGUUACUUCGAUUUUUCUUUUUUCCAAAUAACCUUGUUAACAAUGCACUGUAAUUCCUUUGGACAGUUCCAGAAAACAACCAGCCCUGGACUCAGGAAACACACGAGAGACAUGCUAGUGAACCACUAUUUAUGGGACAUGGAAAGCCAUCCAUGAGGGUUGCCUGAUGUGAUGGACCUGGUCUACAUACAGGAUUCAUGUUGCAUUUAGGGACCAGGAGAAAGGGAAAGUUUAUCUUUUAAGGCCGUGUGAUAUAUUUUUCCUUACAUAGUUCUUCGCAGGUCCUCCUGGUUGUUUAAGGCAUUCUGGUGGUUGCAAGCACAUGACUAGAACUCCAUUGACUCCUGAUGGGAUAUACUGUGUAUGUCUGAAUUUCCAUUCAUUGCUGGAAAACUCAUCCCAGAACAUCUGUGCAUAACAGGAUACAUUUAUUUAUAAAACAAAUGCAAAGAAGGGUGCUGGGUCUUAGAGGCCCUUGGGACAGAAGAACUUGAGAGUUUUUUUUAUUUGAUUUCUCUUGUACUGCACUGAGUGUGAAUGUGGGAUUCUUCCAUAGGUAUUCCCAUGGAUUCAGGUAUGGAUUACCCAUGCCAGUAAGAACUACACGUUGCAGUAUCAGGUUUUAUGGAGUUAAAGCUCUUUGAGGGAACUCCACACUCAGGCAGCACAAGAGCAAAGCCUUGUGGGCAAAGCCUUGUAGCAGGUAUUGCUUUGGUAAUUAUCGUAUCUGUUAAUGUGGCAUGGAAAUAGUAUUGAGAUAAAUCAGUUGGCAAAUACUGGCCAGCUCAGAAGUGUUCUGAGGUAACUUCGAAGUGGCUUGCCAAAACAUGGAUUACUUUGUUUCUGGGAUUUCUCUUUUCUAGCUGUACCACUAUACCAGGGUACUUAAUGAGCCAGGUAGAAUUAACGUGGACCAGAGCUCCCAUUUGGCCAAGUGCAGUGAUGAGUGACAUUAAAUUCUGUGGCUUUGGCAGCCCAGCCACUGUGGCAGUGUGGGCAAGCAACCACAAUGUCCAGUAAGUAACUCAAAUUCAUGUUGCUGAGGACUUGAGAAUUACAAUGUUGGGCCUUGCAAUGUUCAUGUGGGAAGAGAGUAGGGAGAAUUUUGUCUUGGCUUUUUUCAGGCUGCUGGUGAUUUAAUAGCAAGCCAGAAAUGCUACAAAUAGUAGGAAAAUAACAGACUUGGAAAUGGGAGACUGGGAAUACUGGGAUACUGCCCUGCAGGAGCAAUUUUAAGAGUCUUAAAAGUUUGACCAUAGAUGAACAUCAAAUACAGUCCCAUUAAUGAUGUUGCAGAUGUGGGGUUUAAAAACUAUUUUGCUCUAUUCACCUUUGUUGGAAGGGUUCAUGAAAUGAGGACAGUUGUACCAGUUAUUUAACUGAAAACUAUUUAAAAUAGAAAACCAUUUUAAAACAGCCUUUUUGAACUCAAAGCUUCUUUAUCACAGUUUCUCUGCCCUGCAGUAGCAGCACACUUGGGUUGUUGGUCUGACUCCAGGUGAAGUAAUUCCUAGUGUCCCAAGUUGAAUGAAUUGCCUGCAUAAGAAGCAUGCUUAGAAAUGGAAGUACCACAGAUUUUCCUUACAAAAUAAGGAACUACAGUGAUUGGACAGAUGGCAAAGGUUGCAUGGAUUUUUUUUCUCCAUUUCUGCAGCGCAGAAGGGCGUAGGAUGUAUUAUUAUUGUUUUUAAAUCAGAGCAACCCAAAGAUCUCUCUCUUUAAGUCAUGUCCCACAGAAGUCAGUGUAAAUCCAGAGUCCUCUCAGUUGCCUGUAAGGUCCAUGUUUUGUUUUUGAGAUGCUGUCUCUUGGAGGCAUUUUGGGUCAGAUUCUGUAUUUUCUUGGAGGAAAAAGAAAACAAUUCCAGCUUGCACAACCUGAUCUUGCACCUCUUGGACUGCUUGGGCCCCAUCUAUUAUUUAACUGUGUAUGUUUAUUGUACAUUUGGUGACUGUUGUUGUUUUCAGAGUCUCGUGCAACCUGGCAGGUGUAAAAAAAACACCAAACCAACCUGAAAAUAAAAAAUCUGUUUCUUUUUU